GGAGAGAGAGAGAGAGUUUUUGAUUCUGUGUAUUGUUGCGUUGAAAGCCAUUCAAUCUGUUCUGGCCAAAUUUCCCCCAUCAUUGUCAAUAUGUAUUAAGCUCCAGUCCAAGUCACUAUCUUGUUUUCUCUCUCUCCAAGAUCCUGUUUCUCUCUCUAUUAUCUUUGAAAUCAUUCUUUUUUCUUUCUGGGGUGGUUUUGUUCGUCAACAAGGUGGUCAAACAGAUGAAAAAAAUCCAAACUUUCUGAAUCUUGUGUGUUUCUUGAAUCUUGUUUGAUCUCUUUUUCAUCAUCUGGAUUUGUGUUUCAAAUAAUUAUAAAGAAAAAAACAACAAGAAGAUGACUGUAGAAGAAAUUAGAGGGUCUAACGAAAUUGACAGAUUUCCCAUUGGGAUGAGAGUUCUUGCUGUCGAUGAUGAUCCAACUUGUUUGAAGUUAUUAGAUGGGCUUUUAAGGAAAUGCCAAUACCAAGUUACAACCACAAGUCAAGCCAUAACAGCAUUGAAGAUGUUAAGAGAAAAUCGAAACCGAUUUGACCUUGUGAUCAGUGAUGUUCAUAUGCCGGACAUGGAUGGUUUCAAGCUUCUUGAACUCGUUGGUCUUGAAAUGGACUUACCCGUUAUCAUGUUAUCGGGAAACAGCGACCCGAAGCUUGUAAUGAAGGGGAUAACACAUGGGGCUUGUGAUUACCUUGUGAAACCGGUUCGUUUGGAGGAAUUACGUAAUAUAUGGCAACAUGUGAUUCGUAGAAAAGUGGAGUCAAAAUCUCAAUCGAAAUCUGACAACCAAGAUCGGCAGAAUCAUGGAGGUGAAGGUGGACAGGAAGCCGGAAGUGGAGAUCUGAAUGGGAAACUUAAUCGGAAAAGAAAAGAUGAGGAUGACGAUGGUGAAGAUAAUGGGAAUGAAGAUGACGAUCCAUCUUCGCAGAAGAAGCCACGUGUUGUUUGGUCUAUUGAUCUUCAUAGAAAGUUCGUUGCUGCUGUUAAUCAACUUGGAAUCGAGAAAGCUGUUCCUAAAAGGAUCCUUGAUUUGAUGAAUGUCGAAGGUCUUACUAGGGAAAAUGUAGCAAGCCAUCUCCAGAAAUAUCGGCUUUACUUGAAACGGAUAAGUCAACAAGCUAACAUGGUGGUGGCAUUUGGGGGAAGCAAAGACGCGUCAUCUUACAUGCGAAUGAGCUCACUGGAAGGACUCGGUGAUUUCCGGACACUAUCAGCUUCCGGAAGAUUACCGGGACCCACAUUAUCAUCGUAUUCACCUUCCGGAAUGCUCGGAAGACUCAAUAGUGCAACUGGAAUGACACUCCAUAGCCUCACUUCACCUUCUAUAAUCCAACCAACCCACACCCAAAACUUAACCCAUUCCAUCAAUUCCCUCAACAAAUUUCAACCCGUUGUGUUACCAACACCACAAACUCAAACACACCAAAACACAAAUCUUUUUCAAUCCCCAUUUGAUCUUACUCAUCAUAAACCAAAUAAUAACACCCAAAUCCCAGAUUUCACUCCAAUUGAUGAAUCUAGAAUCUUUACUGGUUCUUUAAAGAUGGGUUCCAUGAGUUCAGAAUCUUUCAACCUUGUUUCAAGUAGUUCCACCUUUCUUGAUGUCCCAAUCCCACCACCAAUUGGGGAUACUUUCCAUGACCAAUUGCCACCUAAUGGCGGCCUGAAAUAUGGUUACACUGCUGGAUUUGGUUCGAGUAAUAUUACCACCACGGCCUCGGUGCCGCUUGAAGUUCAAAGCCAAAGGCAGGGGCAGUAUGGGAAACAGAAUUAUGGGCAGUAUUCGAGUAAUGGUUUUAGCACGUUAUCCGCCUCGGCACCACCACUAAGUGGUGGUUGUUUGGGCGGCAAUGGUGCACUGACGACAGCUCCGGCUAUGCAACAUAACAGAGGGAGUGAGAGGUCAAGUACUGAACUGAAAAUGGGACCCGGUCAAGAGUAUUUAUUGGAGCAUUCGAAGAUACUGAAUGGUUUUGUUGCAAAUAAUGGUUAUGACUCUUUGGAUGAUCUUAUGAAUGGAAUGAUGAAAAGGGAGCAGGACCCGACAAUCAUAAUGGAUGGAGAAUAUGGAUUUGAUCCUUAUUCUUUCGGUUCAUGUAUAUGAUGAUGAUGAUGAUGAUGGAUAAAGUAAUUAGCUCUCGACUCCUAGAGAUCGAUAAAACAAGGCUGCAUCAAAAAUUUAGGUUUUUUUUUUUUUUUUUUAUUAAAUGAGAAGUUUGUAUCAAUAUGUAAUUUAAUUUCCAGGACUAUUUAUGUCUUAGCUUCUUCAUUAUUAUCUUUAUCAACAUAUAUCCAUGUUUUCGUUUCAUCA
Lactuca sativa (garden lettuce) is the source of this 2309-nucleotide messenger RNA. Its product is annotated as two-component response regulator ORR24. NCBI's taxonomy places the organism in Eukaryota, Viridiplantae, Streptophyta, Magnoliopsida, Asterales, Asteraceae. Gene Ontology annotation, molecular function: DNA binding; DNA-binding transcription factor activity. The record is from RefSeq and is a predicted model, not a curated record. Gene Ontology annotation, biological process: cytokinin-activated signaling pathway; phosphorelay signal transduction system.